Molecule: messenger RNA, 270 nt
Organism: Fusarium sp. VM40
Lineage: Eukaryota; Fungi; Ascomycota; Sordariomycetes; Hypocreales; Nectriaceae
Source: the annotation of a GenBank genome assembly
AUGGAGGAUCCUCUAGUCUACGUCAAAAUCUCUGCUCCUUAUUUAUUCUCAAAUGAUCCUGAAUUCAAAGAUUUUGAAUCACUGGCAAAGGCACUCUUCAGCAUGCGAAAUGGAAACGGGGUUGUGUUUGGGUCUGACUGGCCGCAUACGAAAUCCCGGGGGUACGAUGCGAAGCCAUUCAUGGAUAAAGUCAUAGAGUGGUGCGACGGGGACAAGGAUCUUCUAAGGAAGCUCUUUCGAGACAAUGCCAAGGUUCUCUGGGAUGUUUGA